Molecule: messenger RNA, 1347 nt
Organism: Zea mays
Lineage: Eukaryota; Viridiplantae; Streptophyta; Magnoliopsida; Poales; Poaceae
Exons: 5
Coding region: 74-1210 (378 amino acids)
Source: RefSeq, marked validated
GGAACUUCUCUCUUCGCUCCUCUUCUCAGCGUCUCACCCACCCCACGAUCUUGGAACGCGAUCGCCGAUUGCCAUGGGGCAAGAUGAGCUCGAGCUUCCUGAUCUGCCGGAGGGGAAGGACAAGGAGCAGGGAGGCGGUGCUCCGGUGCAGAGCAGGGUGGCCGGUGCCGGGCACGGCUUGGCGCGAGGGGAAGCUUCAUCCGAGCAGGAGGGCGACUCGGGGGCGGGCGAUGCCGGUUCCUAUGCCGCUGCUGGAUUGGGGAACGACGAGGAGGAGGAUGCUAAGGAAGCUUUGACGGAGGAGUUGGAAAAUGUCGCUCCUCCGGCGGGUGAUUCUGGCCGUGGCGAUGCGCCGGAGAGUGGCCGGAACGAACACAUUUACUUCGAGCGUCAAGGGUUUCGACCGGCCAGGCCAGCAAUCGCGCACGCGACGCCGCCAUCGUCCUACCGCCGCCUGCCAUUCCGAAGCCGAAAGCAGUACUACCCGACACGCUUCAUCGUCGCGGGAGACACAGCGUCGAGCAUCGCCAACGCUCAUGAUCCUGGCACUGGCAGCCGCACGUCAGAAGCAGCAAGCGGUCCACAGCCCACCGCCAGCCUCGGCUCACCGUCGGGGACGUCGCGAUCCGCCGGUGACUCUGCAGCGACCAAUGCUGGGCAUGGCGGAAAGAGCGAAGCGAUGGUCCUGACGGCGGGACGCUCUGAGCGUCAAGGGUUUCGACCGGCCAGGCCAGCAAUCGCGCACGCGACGCCGCCAUCGUCCUACCGCCGCCUGCCAUUCCGAAGCCGAAAGCAGUACUACCCGACCCGCUUCAUCGCCGCGGGAGACACAGCGUCGAGCAUCGCCAACGCUCAUGAUCCUGGCACUGGCACCCGCACGUCAGAAGCAGCAAGCGGUCCACAGCCCACCGCCAGCCUCGGCUCACCGUCGGGGACGUCACGAUCCGCCGGUGACUCUGCAGCGACCAAUGCUGGGCAUGGCGGAAAGAGCGAAGCGAUGGUCCUAACGGCGGGACGCUCUGAGAUUGACGUUGCUGUUGACGAGUCAUGCUCGGACGAUCACAAUACCGAGUCGAAGGAUGUGGGAGCGGCGCGGGUUGUUGACAAGCAAGCAUUGCCGGAGGCCGAACAGAGCUCAAGUGCUCCUCGCGAUCGUGGUGCCCGGAUUCGUCGACCAAAUCCACGCGUCCUUGGACCAGACUGGGUUUAAUAUUUACUUUUGGGCUGUUGUGUACUGGGCUCGCGUGUGGGCUCUCUUAUGUCUGAUGUAUUAAGCGAGUUAUUUGAAUUUGUAACACUCUCGUCGCGCGGCUUCGCCACUUUAUAACUCCACAGCCGUGCUUCGCC